AUGGAGUCCGAAGACUGGUUUUUCAAUUCGAUCACGAACUACAUCACUCCCGGCAAAACGGCCAUCACCGCGGCGCUAGAGCCUCGACCCAUCUUUACGCUACCCCAGAGCCACACUGUCUACUUGCCUUCCAGUUGGCCCGUGCUAAUGCGCAACAGUGCCUUCUUUCCGCAGUACCUGUUGCAGAGUCACUUCGAAAAAUGA
This is a messenger RNA of Soboliphyme baturini, 204 nucleotides long. NCBI's taxonomy places the organism in Eukaryota, Metazoa, Nematoda, Enoplea, Dioctophymatida, Soboliphymatidae. The record is from the annotation of a GenBank genome assembly.